GGGCCGCCAAGGCAGCAGGCGCCGGAGCAGCGGCCCCAGCAGCAGCAGCAGCCUUUGGCGGUGGCAGCGGUGGUGGUGGCACGUUUGUCCCCGUGCCGCCGGUGCCUGCCGGGUUCAACGAGCAGCUUCGCGCCGCUGCGGUGACGCUGGCGGCCACGGGGCUGGCCACUGCGGUGGAGGAGGAGCAGGAGUGGGACCUGGAGGAGAGGCAGCUCAGGUACGGCACCAACGAGAUGAGCAUCCCCGUGAAGAGCAUCCCCAUGCUCAUUUUCGAUGAGAUGUGGCACCCCUUCUACGUCUUCCAGUAUUUUUCCAUUCUGAUCUGGGUUGUGGGUGACGACUACUACUCGUACGCCGUCUGCAUCGCCGCCAUCACCUGGUUCUCCAUCAUCUCGGCGGCCGUGGAGGCGCACCGCAACAUGAGGCGCCUGGCGGACAUUGCGCACUUUGAGUGCGAGGUGGAGGUGGUUCGCGGCGGCUGCGUGGUCCGGCUGCCCUCGCGCUGCCUGGUGCCUGGGGACCUGGUGGUGGUGGGGCCGGGGGCGCUGCCCUGCGACAUGGUGCUCAUGCGGGGGGAGUGCAUCGUUGAUGAAAACAUGCUGACAGGCGAGUCGGUCCCGGUUCGCAAGGUGUCGUACAACCCCGUUGCUGACGGCCUGUCGUACCACCCGGACAAGUGCCCCGGCUGCACACUGUUUGGCGGCACGGUGGUGGCGCAGGCGCGGGCGGCGCGGGGGCAGAAGGCGGUGGCGGUGGUGUGCCGCACGCGCUUCUACUCGGCCAAGGGGCAGCUGCUGAGGUCCAUCUUGUUCCCUCGCGAGCACGAGGAGUCGUUCAUCUCCGACUCGCUGCGCUUCAUCUGCGCGAUGCUGGCGGGCUGCAUGGGGCUGUACGUGUGGGCGGCAGUGGUGCUGGCGUCGGUGGGGGCGUCGCCGGGGCGCAUCGUGGUUCGUUUCUUCGACAUGAUCACCAUUGCGGUGCCCCCCGCGCUGCCCGCCUGCCUCACCAUCGCCACCGUCUUCUCCAUCGGGCGGCUGCGGCGGCGGGGCAUCUACGUCACCAGCCCCGACCGAAUCACGCUGGCGGGGCAGCUGGACGUCAUCUGCUUCGACAAGACGGGCACCCUCACCGAGCAGGGUCUGGACCUGCAGGGUAUCGUGCCGGUGUCGUGCGGCCGGCUGCUGUCCCUGGUGUCCGCCCCCUCGCUGCUGCCGCCGCUGCUGGUGCAGCUGCUGGCGGCGUGCCACGGGUUGGCGCGCAUGGGGGACAGCCUGGUGGGGGACCCGCUGGACCAGAAGCUCUUCCUGGCCACCCACUGGGACCUCAUCGACGAGCGCACCUCGCAUGAUGACGAGGGAGGAGGAGGAGCCCGCCCUCACUCGGACCUACCAGGGUCAGAGGCAGCCGCAGCAGCGGGAGGAGGAGGAGGGGCUGACGUGGACGGCGGGGUGGACGGCUGCGGCGGCGCCCCCUCGGCUGCCGAGGUGCAGGCGGAGGCCACCGGCACGGGUGGGCACGUGCACACCUUUGUGAGGCCGCCGGGAGCCGCGCAGGCCUACGCCAUCAUCAAGCGCUUCGAGUUCUCCGCCGCCCUGCAACGCAACCUGGUGGUGGUGCGCGCGCCCGACUCCUCCCUCGCCGUGUUCGCCAAGGGCUCCCCGGAGGCCAUCCGGGGGCUGGUGGACCCCGCCUCGGUGCCGCCCGACUACGACAGCCUGCUGGGGGA
This is a messenger RNA of Astrephomene gubernaculifera, 1726 nucleotides long. Lineage: Eukaryota; Viridiplantae; Chlorophyta; Chlorophyceae; Chlamydomonadales; Astrephomenaceae. The record is from the annotation of a GenBank genome assembly.